Molecule: messenger RNA, 3147 nt
Organism: Corticium candelabrum
Lineage: Eukaryota; Metazoa; Porifera; Homoscleromorpha; Homosclerophorida; Plakinidae
Product: hormone-sensitive lipase-like
Exons: 6
Coding region: 67-2703 (878 amino acids)
Biological process (GO): cholesterol metabolic process; triglyceride catabolic process
Cellular component (GO): cytosol
Molecular function (GO): sterol ester esterase activity; triacylglycerol lipase activity
Source: RefSeq, a predicted model, not a curated record
UUUGGUUUGCGUCAACCUACUGAAAAACUUCACUGAAUUGUUUGUCGAUCCGCUAGACCGUACGUUAUGCUGAGAUCAAUUCCCACAAUUUCGCGGUUUGUGAUCUCCCGUACGCUACAGCCCGUACGUCAGGUGAUUCCUUCCGACAUGGCGACGUCAUGCCACGGCGACUUUGAACAUCUAAAUGUCGAAGAUUUCGCCGAUUUAUUUCAGAGCAUCGAGGAUCUCAAGCAACUCUCGACAAACAACGCCGAUUAUUACGACGGGUGUCCGAAAGAGAAAGCAGAUCGAGGAUUAGAGACAUUUCAACACAUCACAGCGUCGUUAGCCGGCGUCGAACUGCUCUGUCAACAGAUUACUCCUCAUGUGAAAGACUAUGACUUUAGUCCGGAGACGAAAGGAAACGGUUUUCGAAGCCUAUUGACCGUCACUAGUCGCUGCCUUACAAAACUCGUUCGUCUGUCUCAACGUUGUAGCAAGAAGAGAGACAGGGCGACAUUUUCGUCUUCCAGCGCGUUUGAAGAGAUUAGUUCGUACACAGAAGUGUUGAAAUGUCUGUCACGACUGCUGCUGAUGGCGGCACACCUACUUGAAGGUUGCAGACCGGAAACGAGUGUGUUCCCGGACGAAGAUGCGUUGGAUAAGGACGUCGGAUGGAACGUGGAGAGUCUGCCACGUUUGCCGUUCUAUGGGAGCUGCCUUGGUUUCCAGUACUGUGCAUCUAUGAGGCCACUGCUACAGACUAUUUCUAUUGCAAUGGCUGCUUAUGGAGACGGAUUUAAGAAACAUGGUGCUGAUCAUGGAUUUGUCAGACUGGCAGCAUCAUUAGUCACAAACUCGUGGAAGUAUAUUGGGAAUGCCAAGCGAAGAGCUGAGACAGUGGUGGAUCUUACGACUCACUGUGAUCUUCAGUUUGCGAAGGCUUUUUGGUCUCUCACGGAUGCAGCUGUUAUUAAUCAAUUUCCAAGGAUUAUGGGUCCAUCUCUUGUUGUCAACAAAGUAGUGUCAUUGCCUGUGCAGAGUGUUUCAUUGCUUCAUCGGGACAAUUCAAGUGAAGAAGUUGUGAUCAGUCCACCGGUGGACGGUGAAGGUAAAUCGCAACCUGUAUGUGUGAGAGUGAUUGUGCAUAAGGUGCACAGAGCAAAGGAGAAAGACCAGUUGGGUAGAAAGAGGUUGUUAUCAACUAAUAGUGAUGGAUUGCUUGUACAUUUUCAUGGUGGAGGAUUUGUUGCACAAUCAUCAAAGUCACAUGAGUGUUAUUUACGUGAUUGGGCUCAUAAACUUGGUGUCACUAUUGUUUCUGUCGAUUACUCUCUUGCACCUGAGCAUCCAUUUCCACGAGGUCUUGAUGACUGUUUCUUUGCAUAUGCUUGGUCAUUGGCUAACUACCAAAGUCUCUACACCAAUGCAAAGUUUGUCUGCGUGGCUGGGGAUUCGGCUGGAGCUAAUCUUGCUGUUGCCAUGACAUUGAAAGCAAUUGAUCAUGGCAUUCGUAUUCCAGAUGGCAUAGUCUCUGCUUAUGGCCCCUUCUUGAUCCGAUAUUCUGUCUCACCAUCUCGUCUACUGAGUGUAAUGGAUCCGAUCCUUCAUCAUGGUAUUUUGAUCAAGUGCUUGGGAGCAUAUGCAGGUCAGGAAGAGUCAGCCCAAAUCGGUGAUGUUGAGGAGUUAUUACAAAUGUCGACUUCAGUUGAUCCACCAAGGCUUGAUACACAUUUGGAGAUUGCUGAUGAAGAGCAUGAAGUUUCUGAUGAUGAUGAUCUCAUUAAGCCUUCAUUGGAGGAUUCAGUUCUUGAUUCAGUAGACAAGACUGCAAGACCUGAAAUAACUGAGACUGAGUUUGAGGUUGUUAGUGAUGAUGAUCAGUUGGCAGAAAGAGCAACUUGUGCCGAUUUCCAAGAAAGCUUUAGGUACCAUGCAGCAGUGCAAAUCAGUUAUGCUCAACAGACUGUCAGCAAUGGCUGGUCAAGGCUUAAGGGCAUGGUGAUAGGAUCAGAGGCUGAAGAUGUGGCCAGUCCAACUAGCAAGCAGUGGGACAGGAGACACUCUACUCCAGUUAUUGGUGUCAAACAACAAAAAGCAAGAACUGAACAACCAGUAAGGCGAUCAAGGUCAGAGGAUCCAUUGCAGACAAGGUUGAAUGGCCUUCUUCCUUUCUGCCAUCCGCCUAUUACCAACAAUCCCUACAUGUCACCGUAUCUUGCUUCUGAUGAGCUACUGUCUCAACUUCCUGACAUUCAUCUUAUUGCGGCACAUUUGGAUCCACUUCUGGAUGAUUCAGUUGCUUUUGCACAUCGUCUUCGUUCGCUGAAGAAGUGGGUCGGUUUUCACCUUGUUGACAAUGUUCCUCAUGGCUUCCUCAACUUCACUCUUGGCAGCAAAGAAGCUCGACAAGGCUCAGAUCUGUGUGUCCAGUGUAUAGCUAAAGUUCUGCAUAUGGAGCCGAAGGGCUCAAAGACAAAUCGAAUUUCUUCCACGACAGUUGAUUCUAGUGCUAGAUGCAAGUCGCCUGCUAGUCAUGCUGAAUCACAUUCAGUGGGUGAUGAACAAUUGUUGGACGAUAAUUUGGAGCAAACAGUAGUUGAACUUGAAUUGUCAUCCCUUGCUGAUGAUACUUGUAGUGAUGUGGCUCAAGUGUCUGCUGAAAAGGAUGUCUGUAAUGAUAUCAAGCCAUCAGACAAUCAACCCACAAAAACAACCGUGUAAACACAAACAAGAGUAUUGAUUCAAUUGAACUGCAGUCUUUCAGAGUUGCAAUGUAUCACAAUGGAGUUAGUACGUAAUAGAUACCAAGAAUUAGUUAUCUUUGAAUGCAACGUAACUGAUAUUGCGCACUCGUGACUUUGCAUUUCUUUUAUCUCAAAUACUGCGACUGGCAGGACUUCAAGAAGUCGAUUUGUAGUUUUAUGGUUCAGCAGAUCUUUAAGGUAAUAUUUGUGUUGAAGCUACAAUCAUUAACUCGCUUGUGUCUUCAAUGUGAAUCUGUUGGUAUGUUCAAGUGUGGAUGGCAUUUGUGUGUUUCAAUGACAGUGAGUCUAUUAUUGACCAGAAACUUGUAGCCUAGCUAAACAGUUCACAAGUUUGGUAAAUUUGUUCCUUGGAGACAGAUUGUGACAGUGUCUAUAUUGUGGGCAUGUGUGUCUAUGCGUG